AUGCGCAGAAGUAUAUUUCUAGAUAAUACAAUUGAAUUUUUAAAGGGAAGAGUAUACCUUGGAGCAUACGAUUUCACUCCAGAUGACACAGACGAAAUAGUAUUUUUCACUGUCGAGGAUUCAAUCUUCUAUAAUAGUUUUCAUUUAGAUUUCGGUCCCUUAAAUAUUGGUCAUUUAUACAGAUUUGCUGUUAUUUUCCACGAAAUAUUAAACAAUCCUGAAAAUUCAAAUAAAGCUGUGGUCUUUUAUUCAUCUGCAUCUUCAAGACAAAGAGCAAAUGCUGCAUGUAUGUUAUGUUGUUACAUGGUAUUAGUACAAGGUUGGACCCCUCAUCAAGUACUUCAACCUUUGGCUCAAGUGGAUCCACCAUUUAUGCCGUUUAGAGAUGCUGGAUAUUCGAAUGCUGAUUUUGAAAUUAGUAUACAAGAUGUAGCCUACGGUGUAUGGCGUGCAAAGGAGAAAGGUCUCAUAGACUUGCAUUCGUUUAACUUAGAGACUUAUGAAAAAUAUGAACAUGUUGAAAAUGGUGAUUUUAAUGUAUUGACACCGGAUUUUAUUGCAUUUGCAUCUCCACAAGAAGAUAUGAGACUUAAUGGAAGCUUUAAAUCUCGAUCACAUUUAAAUCAACCGUUUCGUAGUGUGUUAAAAUUCUUCUCUGAAAAUGAUGUUCAAUUAGUUGUUAGAUUAAAUUCUCAUCUUUAUAAUAAACAACAUUUUGAAAAUUCUGGCAUUCAACAUAUUGAUAUGAUCUUUGAAGAUGGUACUUGUCCAGAUUUAUCAAUCGUACAAAACUUUAUCGGGGCAGCUGAUACCAUUAUUAGACGCGGUGGGAAGAUUGCUGUUCAUUGUAAAGCAGGUCUAGGGAGAACAGGGUGCCUUAUCGGCGCUCAUCUGAUACAUACUUAUGGCUUCACAGCGAAUGAAUGUAUUGGAUUCUUAAGAUUUAUUAGACCCGGGAUGGUGGUGGGACCACAACAGCAUUGGCUAUAUUUACAUCAAAACGAAUUCAGAGAAUGGAAAUAUACUAUGCGUGUUGCAUUAGAAUCAAGCGAAUUAAUUGGAGAUUUAUACCCAUUAAUUACUAAUGAUGAUUAUAAGAUUCAAAAGAAAAGAUUAAGAGAUGCAACUACUACCGCAGCAUCAGCAUCUCUGACCAGAGAAAAUGGAAGAAAAGGCUCAAAUAACCUGGAAUCUAAUCUCCGAGACUUAAAUAUGACUCCACAGAAACCUUCGAUGUCAUCCACUACAAGAAACUCAGCAAUAUAUAGUAACCAAAAGAACAAUAUGGCCACUUCCACCGGUAAUAACAAUAUCGCUUCGCAGAUGGACUACGCACGUAAAGCUGUACCUCAAAAUUCUCCUGGACAGCCAAGAAAAGGACAAAAUGGUACUAACACUAUCGAAGAUAUCAAAACUAAUAAAACACGGUCAAAUAAUGAAAAUGAAAUUGAUAUGAAUGAGAACGAUGAAAUUAUAGAUACAAUCGAUGGUGAUACAAACAUGCUCACAGAUAAUAAUUCUGACGAAGAAGAUAUUAAUAGCAAACCUGUCUCAAUUACAAAUAUUUCAAGAAGAGCACAAAAAAUACAACAAAGUAACCAAGAUGACGCUGCUGAGGAGGAGGAUGAUGCAAUGUUAAAACAAUUGUUGCCAAAAAACAGGCGCACGACUUCCGGAAGAAGAACACCAAGCUCUGCAGGAGGCAUAAGGAAGAUUAGCGGUACCACUAAGAAAUAA
Messenger RNA from Maudiozyma barnettii, 1737 nucleotides. RefSeq names its product phosphoprotein phosphatase CDC14 (gene CDC14). The transcript has a single exon. Gene Ontology annotation, cellular component: centrosome; mitotic spindle pole body; spindle pole. Lineage: Eukaryota; Fungi; Ascomycota; Saccharomycetes; Saccharomycetales; Saccharomycetaceae. The coding region runs from base 1 to 1737 and encodes 578 amino acids. Gene Ontology annotation, biological process: regulation of exit from mitosis; microtubule cytoskeleton organization; positive regulation of cytokinesis. Gene Ontology annotation, molecular function: protein tyrosine/serine/threonine phosphatase activity; protein serine/threonine phosphatase activity. The record is from RefSeq and is a predicted model, not a curated record.